CUCAGCACUUUUCACCUCAGCACUUCAGCACCUUACACACACUCACUAUAUCCUCGUUGUUCCAUCUUUCGAAGUCGCCUUGCCCUUCUUUGCUCUUCUGACUUGAGAGCCCUAGAGAGCCAUGGCUGCACUGGCACCCGCGACGACCGAGGAGGUUGCGCAGACACUGACGGUGCACGGAAAGCUGGCCUUGGACUGGGAGCGACGGAAGCAGGAGGCGGCCAUGGCCAGUAUUGGCGCCAAAACCAUGCCCUCGUUGGCACAUCUCCAAAGCGCGGCGCAGAUGGUCGCCAGGUGUGCCGAGGUGCAGCGGCUUGACCACGAGGCCUUCUUCCUUGGCCUUGAACUCUUCGACGGCUUCAUCACCAUGAAAGCAGCAGCCACAGCAGACUCCAGCACUCAGACGCGGCCGCCAAGCCUGAAGUUUUGCACCUUGGCGUGCCUGACAUGUGUGCAGCUCGCCUCAAAGAUGAUUCUGCUCCGCAAGCGCAUGGGGCCUGCACGCACGUCCAGAUACGCUCAGAGGCUGUUGGGGUUGCCAAUCUCAUACAAGGACAUCACGGACAUAGAGUUUGAAAUCUUGAAGACCAUCGACUUUCGCAUGGUUCCCUCCCCACUCCUCAUUCUCCGCAACUUCUUGGAGGCAACUGUGUUCAACCUCAAGGACACCGAGCUUGCCAGCGUGUCAGCAAUUGCACAGGAAAGCAUCGAAGACAUUGCCAGGAAAGUGCUGGUGCUCACGUAUCAUGAAAACGAGGCGCUGCUUCGUGCCCUCAGCAAUGCGGAUAUUCAGCUCAGCAUCAUCCUUCGCACCACCGGUGUCAUCGCUCUGGCCUUUUACCUCUUUGAUACGGUGCUCAGCGACACCAUCAACAGGACACUGGCAAGGAUGACGCACUACACAGAAGAGACAUAUGUCGAGUUUGCUGCGGCGGUGCUUCAAGCCACAGACCUGACUAGCACUAUCUCUUGAACAGGUGGGGUGUGUGCAUGUGUGUGUGUAU
Molecule: messenger RNA, 1004 nt
Organism: Salpingoeca rosetta
Lineage: Eukaryota; Choanoflagellata; Craspedida; Salpingoecidae
Exons: 7
Coding region: 122-973 (283 amino acids)
Source: RefSeq, a predicted model, not a curated record